AUGCCUCAAAAGAACAACAAACAUCGAUUGGGAAAACUGAAAACACUUUCCAACGGGAAGGACGCCAUCUUGUUGGUAAGAUAAUCCUCAAUCAGCCAAUCAAAACUAAUAACAAAUUCAAGUAACGAUUGGUCAGACACGAAUCACGUGGAAUAAUCGUAGAAUAUGAUUGGUUUUUAUUUAAAAAUGUCAAAAGUUCGAAUUUCGGCGGCGAGCAAAGAUAAACUAGAAGAAAAAUACGUAGCUGAAAAUAUGUGUUCGGAGCAAAAUUAUAUUUUCCUUUUCCUUUCAAAAAAAUAGAAGUAGAAUAUGUUUUAGUGUCUGUGAUGGGGUCUUUUUUCUCGAUUCUUAAACCCGAAGACUUGAAUAAAAGAAUGAAAAUUUAAACAAAUUAUUUCUUCGCCGGGAAAAAUAACAAAAAUAUAGCUUACUUUGACUUUAUCUUUGUCUUCUUUUUUUAAUCCGAAAACAGCACGACAACAUUUAAUUUUCGAGUCAAAUCUCGCGGGAAAGUCAAUGACCAAAACGAAAUCGAGGCAAGCGAAAAAUACCUUGUUCUGAUUGGUUGCCGUUUGAAAUCUACACUUCCCAACGAACAGCACAUCGAUUUCAUUUUCACUGCAGCUAUUUCUAUUCAAAAGAAAUUCGUCGAUCGUCUCCAAUUUUCUCCCCGGAUCGGAUUUUCUCAUAAUUUGCGUUAUUGCAGUUAACAAUAUGUUUCCAAAGGCCAAGAGGUUUCAAGACACAGGUAAGACGGGAAAAUAUAAAAAUCGUGCAGGAUUAUUGCAUUAUCAUGUGUCGGUCUCCACAACAUAUCAACUUUGAAACUGGCUUGAAAAAAUGCAGUUUACGUUUAACCCAGCUUCGAUAGAGGAAUUCUCCACACUAUCUUGAGAUUUAUUUCCUGUGUUUCUGUUUAACUGCUCAACUUUGCUCCACUCUCCAUAUGUCUCCAUAUUACUACGGAUGAAAUGAAUCAGUUUUGCGUUUCAGGAAUCCAGUCAUAACUUCCAGUUUUUCGUUGAGAGUCUCUUGCACCCUACACUGCUGUUAAGAAAAGAAUUUUCGAAUUGCCAGACUUCUGUUUAUAAGAUUCUGGUGCCUAUUAUUCUGAUUAUUGUUUACCCUGCGAGCCGAGGCCUUUCGAUCUUUUAAAGUUUUAAUUUGGGAUAACAAAGGGCCUCUGCUCGCUGGGGAUCGAAAAUUUUUGAACAAGCCUUAUUCAUGAAAUUUAUUAACCUGAUAUGAGAGUUGCCCAUACAUUGUAUCUUGGUUAGUUCUUGACCAAGAUACAUAAUUAUAUGACAUACAUGUAAGGUACCUGUAUUAAUUAACGCCACAGUAGUUUCAAAUCAGGUUGAUUGCUUAUUUAGUUAUAGACAUUGUUACCUGUAGGCUUAAAUUUUAUUUUGUCAGGUUCAUUACAUGUCUUCACACAGCCAGGUGUUUCUUUAAUUGUGCAAUGUGAUUGGAGGCAAUGUAUUGCUCAUUAUCACUACACAUAAAUCCAAAAUCUCCUGAAGUUGGAUUUUUACUUAAUCCUCCCUCGACUCUAAUAUUGUGUUUAUAACCAUCAUGAUUUGAUUGUCAGAGAGCACAAUCCAGAACUGAAAAAAUGUUUUUAAUUGUAGUAUCUCAAGCGCCCCCAGUUGGAUCGUACGAAAUCAAAACCCAGAGACAUGGUACGGCACCUGGGUUUGGAAAGGGAAAGCGAUUUGCAGAAUUGAAAGGUUGGUCUGGAAACUAGGAAGCAUUUCUUGAAUGGUCAAAUCAUCAGUCCACUGGUUUCAAAAUAGUGAACAAAAUGUCAAGUUGGUUAUUUUAUAGUACUAUCACUCCACUGAUAAGACAAUCAAUGUGAAAAGUACCAAACUGAACUGAGAAUGAAACAAUUAUGAAUCAUUUAUCUAAAGCAGACUGUAUCACAAAAAUUGGCAUCAUCUGUAUCCUACAACUUUUGGUUUCACCCUAAUACCCUGCCAGCUACAAAAACCUACCCCUGGAUGCUUACAGUAGAUAUAAAAGCAGGUAGCCAACAAUGCUUUUCUACAAUGCACCUUCAGUAACAAAUUCGAAGCACAUCAUUUUGUGGUCACUUAUUUCUGAACUGUAGUAUAAUCAAAACAGAAGAACAGAAAUUGAAAUAAACAGUGAUUACAUUACAAAAAAAAAUAGUCAAAACAGAAGACAAGCAUGUGCAAAAAAUGAUUAACAUGUAGAAUAAAACAAAUUUCCCAACAUAAUGUGAACCCGGAUGACAAAAAUAACAAUUCUGUACAUAGUGCUGUCAGUAUACUAGUAUAUACUUCCUGGGACUAAUUUACUCCCAUGUCUCUAAAUACUAUUAAUGAUAACUUGUUAGUAAAUGACAUAAAAAUACACAUCAUUCUCUUGUGUUGUUUUAGAUACUGGACCAGCUAACAGUAGCUUACUUGGUGAGCAAAAUAAUUAUUUGAUGAUUUUAACAACAUAAUCAACUAGUAUAGUCUGUAUUAAUUUUAUGCUAGAAUGGUUGGGCAUUCUGAUGAUAAAAAAGUUAUUUUUGCUGACAUUUUUUCAACCUUAGAAGAUUUACAUGUAGUUGUUGGUCGCUUGUUGUACAGUACAAAAUAAUGAUCAUGCUCUCCUACGCAACCACCCUGGAAAGUCGAAAAAGUGGUCGUAACUAGAGGUGGUCGCUUACUAGCAACCACACACACGAAUGGUAAAACAAUUGAGGGUGCAUGGCUGCUUAUGAGAGCUUAAGGAUCUCGUCAAUAAUUCAUAAAGAAAAAACAAAAUAAAUUAAUGUUACAUGUUGAGUGUCUAUAUAUCUGAUACAGACAACGGUGAACACUUUACUUCCAAUUUUUUUGGACGAAAAUAACCCCAAGAAACAAAAAGAUAAUUGAAUAGAACCAAAAGAAAUCCUGAACAGAUGUUAUGAAACUUUCCCCUCCUUUGCAUAUAUCCAGCAACUAAAAAUGAUAUGGUUUUCUCAGUGUAAUGCUUAGAAGCCUAACUUUUUUCUCAAUCCUGAAUGUUCUAGAUGCCAGUACUUGCAGCAACUCAAGUCAAAAUGGCACCAAGUGCAGUGGCUCUGUAAGUAGAAUAAUGAUGUGUUGAAUGGAGAUUUCUCAUUACCAUUUUGAACAAUUAUAAUUUUGCAUUUCUUUCAAUUAUUAAUAAAAAUUCACUGUUUUAAGCUGUUUAAGAUUCUUCCCUAUCUUUACCAGGAGUUUGCCACUCCUCUGCCAUUUCGUAAAAGCAGGAAAAUGUCUUCCUCCACUCCAAACCCGAAAGGGGAUCAAUCAGCAUUAGAAAAUGAGGUAAUAACUAAGUUGUGUCAGCACCUUUUUAUUCUAUGUAAUAUCAGAUUUAGGCUACGUUCACUUGAUACCAGUCAAAUUUUCGACCUGUUGAGAAUUUGUACUUUUAGGUGUUUCAUUCACACAGAACCACGCUAACUGCAAAAAAAAUUUGAAUGCCUAACCAUUUAAAAUGUGAACACUAAAAUCAAGGUCAUAUUUUUUACCGGUACAGUCAAAAAGGUGUCAUCGUGACCGGCUAAAUUUUAGUCCAGCAGAGGCAUGGUUGCAUGGAUGUGUGGUUAUGAGAGGAAGAUUGCAAACAGAUAUUGGAUUUACGAAUCGGAAAUUCAACCGGCACUGUGAAAACGUAGCCUUACGGACAAACCUAAAAAAGGACGAUGUACAACAUAAUGGUCUCUUCCAAAUGUUGCCAGACACUUGGGUCUUCUAGUGGCACUGAAGGAUGACCUAUGUUCUGGUAUCUUUUGCUUGAGGCCUGAAAUUUAGGCAAGCUUGAUUUGUGGAGCUUGAGACAUGCCGAGCCAAGCAUGUAUGUAGCUUUGCAGGCCUGUUAAACUUGAGCAGAUGCGAUCGCGAUAUUCUAGUUGAUUCAAAUAUUAAAGAUUAGUAUUUAGCCGCACGUAUUUAAUAAAUAAAUAAAAAAAAUAAAGGCUAAUGAGAAGAGGUACUGUUGAUGUUUUCAAUGAGGAUUUAAAUUCAAGUAUAUCAGUGACUUCAAGGCAUCCUGGAUAAUAUCAGCCCCUAUAACCAUAUUCCAAAUACCUACAUAUUGUCACUCUGAGUGAGCAACAGCUGGCCUGAGCUGAGUCAGGUUUUGUUGACACCUAAAUUUAUGGGUCCUCACUGCAAAAUGUAAUCCACAGUACAAAACAUACCGUAAAAUUCCAAAAAUAAGCCCCUCCAUGUAUAACCACUCCAAAUAUAAGCCCCCCAAACUUGUAACGCAAAAACACCUCUGUUAAAUCGCCCCUCCAAAUAUAGACCCCCCCGGGGGCUUGGAAAUUGCCCUCAAAUGCAAAAUUUCCUUCCAGCUAUAAGGCUGGCCCAAUUGAUUUUGACAUGCAAAUUUCCCUCCAUGGAUAAGCCCCUCCAAAAAUAAGCCCCUCAAAAAGGCCCUUUGAAAAAUAUAACUCCCGGGGCUUAUUUUCGGAAUUUUAUGGUACUUGAUGCAGACAGAAUUAAUUAAAUCAAUUAUUUGGCUGUUUCCUUUUCCUCCUACAUGAAUAUGACUGUAUGAGUAAUUUAGGGUUUAGACAACAAAGGAAGUUCUCAAAUAUUAUUUCAUUAUAGAUAUCAAGGCUCUUAUCAGAGAGAACAGAACUUGAAAACAGACUUUGUAUGGCUCAACAGCAAGUCCAAGACCUGGAAAACAAAUUCCAGGUAUAUAUACAUGAAUGUACUGGUUGUAAUUAAGAAUUUUUUUCUGAAAAGUAAAUAUUGCAGCAAAUUAUGUUGUUCUGUUGUUGCCAUCAGCCUUUCAGUAGAUGAAACUGAAUUUAUUUUUAAUAGUCUUUGUUACAAGAAAAAACAUGCCAUGAAUCAACCAUUGCUGAUCUUCAAAAGGAAGUGCAAGUUUUGACAGAAGACAAGGAUCAGAUAUUGGUGAAAUUACAGGUUGGCCAUUUGUUUUGUCUUUUACUUUAGAUUAGGAGUUCAAGUUUUCUGGGUCAAUCAUCAAUUAUGCUAGCAGCACCAAGUUGACUAUGUCUAGGAUGAGUAGCAUAUAGAUGAAAUAUUUAAGCAAUAGACCACACUUUCUAUGGGUUUAACGGCGUGAUAACCCACGCGGGAUGUUGGGAGAACACGAGAAAAACUUGUAAAUCACGAGCUGGAGGCCAGUGAUUUACAAGAUUUUCGAGUGUUGUCCCUACAUCUCAAGGGGGCUAUCACGUUGGUAUUUACCCAUAGAAAGUGUGAUCUAUUGCUUUUAUAAAAUAACUUUAAGUUUUCUAUGAGUUUACCAGCCCAAUAAACCAUAGGUUUUUAACCAAUCAGAAUGCUUGUAUUACGUUAUUUUAUAAAAUAGAAUAAACUAGCUAGCUAUCUUCAGUUCUAUUAAGUUUUCAUGAAGAUAUACAUGUAUAAAAACAAGCUUUUUCCUUGCUAGAUAAUUUCAAUUCCUAAAAGCAUCAUUGUUGUUUGUCCAAAAUAAAGAACUAAAGACUAUACAUUUGUGCUUCUUACCAGGCCUAUUUAGCAGCUAGCAGUAAACUUGAAACAUUGGAGGAAGAGCUGCAAACUGUGAGGUCUCAAUUACUGUGUAAAGAAGGGGUAAGUCAAUAUUACAUAUAAUCAUAGUUCUCUUUUAGUUAAAUCCAUUCACUUGCAAAUGCAUAUAAACUUCACUAAUUUUCUAAAAGUACAUCUAAGCAGUACAGAAAAAGCUUGCAGUUAAUCAAACACUGAGCUUUUGGAGUGGCUGUCACACUUAUUGUCUUUCUCUAAGUUAAAUGGCAGAUACACUGGGAGCAGUUGCAUGUGAAUAGCUUUUAAAAGCAGCAUCACGUCAAAAUAAAUACUGUAAUUAUUGGUGCCUGCUUCUGCAAGGUGGUUGCUUAAGAGAGAUUCUAAAGAUGCUUUGUUUGGGAAAAUUUAGAUGCUGAUUACAUGAUUACAUUUGCCAACUAAAAGGUGACUUUUAUCUCAAUACUAGGAUCCCAUACCAAGGAUGAUUUUUCUUGCAUUUAGCUAACAUGCCAUGAUCUUGGCAAAGUGAGCAUACCCAGCUUGUGUAAUCAGCCUCUUGCUGCCUGGUAUUUUGGGUGUGUAGAAAAACAUCAUGUCAUGUUUGAGUCAGUCACUUAGCUGAAGCUACAAUUCAGAUAAACAAUGAAAAGCUCCACGCAAAAACGUCCCCUGUCCCCUCAUUUCCUUUUUGGAGGGGAAAUUUUUACAUAGAGCCCUUCGAUUAUUUCAUGCCUUGGUUAUUAUAUUUCUAACAAAAACGUUUCGUUAUUGAAUCUUCUGUAAAUUUAACCUCAGGUGAUAUCUACUCUUAAAAUGCAAGUGAGUUGUGCAGCUGAAAAUUCAAGGGCUGAUCUUGAAUUGGAACAAGAGAAGAACAAAGCUCUCACUGAGAGAAUCUCAUCCCUAGGUUAGUAAAUUAAUGAUUGUCAGUAACAUGUACAAAGAUGUACACAACCCAAUGUACACCUGCAUUCCAGCCUUAAAUUAAGUUUGGAUUCUAACAACACAGUUUCACGCUCUUCAAUAGCCUGAGAAAAAGGCAACAUUUUGUGAUGGUUUUCCUGCAAAAUGACAUCUGAGAAGGGAGUGAAGAAAUUCCAUACUACUGAUGCAUUGCAACUCUUCAAGGGUUUUCUUACACAGGCAGAGGUUCCUGUAGCAUAGAUGGUGUCCAAAUUCUAGGAGAGUCUAGGGGGCAUGGCGCUCCCCCGGAGAAUUUUAAAAAUGGAGUAACAGACAAUGCUGCUCAAAGGCAUUUAAGGCCUGAAAAAUUUGUUAUAAGAUCAUUGUCUUAAACUAGAUCAACUGUCAAUGUAAUGUUCCUUCAAAAUUCAGACUUCUGUUAUAGAAUUUGGGAAUAGCACAUAUCUUCAAUAUAUAAAACCCUUCAAGCCCCAGUGUCUACGUAUGUGUCUACUCCAUGCAUUUUCUUCGAGAAUUAGUUGAAAAAAUUAAAAAUUCAAACCUUUUUCCCUUUGGUGAUCAUUCAACCAGUUCUCUUAACCGGGGUGGGGGGUGGGGUUGUACUUCCUACUAACAGGUUAAUGGGGAUGUGCGGGUGGAUGGGGUCACAUUUUCACUGCCGGAUUGACCAUAAUGGGGUUGCAUUUUUAUUAGAGUUACUAGAAUGGGAUCGUACAUGCAUUUUUAGGAUUUAGGGGAUCAGAAAAUUCAGGUAGGUACAGAUUUAAAAAUGGGAAGAUUUUGAACCAAUGUGUGAAUUCAUUUCAGGACGACCUAGUUAAACGACUUUAUAGUGUAGAUGCAUAAACAGAAAGUGACUUUGUUGGGAUCACAAAAAUUACAUUUGCCCAAAUUGACUAAGAAGUGGUCUAUAUUUGGCAACAGAAUAGACUAUAAUGGGGUAGGAGUUCUGAGAGGCCAGGGGUACACACCCAGCAAAAAUUAACCCAAGUACCCGCCCUCUUGGGACUUGAAGGGUUUGAAAGUGAACAAAGCGCAUCUGCACAGGUUACCCAGGCUCAAUGAUGUACUACAGAACGAAAUCCUGUAAAAUUCUUGGCUUGCAACCACGUGACAAGGCGGCCAUGUUGGUGGUCAAUGCAAUAUAGUUUUUUCUUGAAGAAUUUACAUGAAAAUAGGGUUUCGUUUCCAGAGGAGAGAAAUACUUUUGUUCUUAACCCUAACACACCACCAACAUGGCCGCCGUGACGUCACGUGCAAACAAGCAAUUGCAGUGUUUGCAUAGGGUAAAGUUACGAACCUAAAAUAUGUAGGAAAUACUUAAAAGAAAAUUUAAAAAAAAGGUCAGUGUAACUUAUUAUGCAGUGUUCUACUCCUAAACGCUCACAUGGUUUUUCGUGCGUGAAAUCUGCUCAAAUUCUUUCUAUCACACAAGGUGUGGUGGGCUCGAGUCGCUUGCGAUGAAAUGUAAGCCUCUCCACUCCAUCUCUAACACGACGUUUUCACGAAAUUCGAUCUCCAACGGUUAAAAAACCAAUAAAGCUUCCCCUGCUAGCGAAAAGAAUCCAUCAGAAUUUAUGAAACUCGAAGAGGAGAAUCCAAACGGCUUUCGCCUAAGUGAAUUGGGCCAGAUCAAUGCGCGGCCAAUCGAGUCCUGGGCACUGUACAAAAUCAAAUCCACCCUGGGCUCCCCUAGUCUGCUACACAGCCGUUUUUAGUGUCGUCACGCAACGCUGCGUGACGACACUAAAAACGGCUGUGUAGCAGACUAGGGCUCCCCUGGGCUCCUUAGGUAUUGACCAUUAAUUGCACACCCCCACCGAAAAAUUGCAUAACCAUUGCCUUCGAUUCUCUUGGGACAACGUAAUACCCACCAGGAGAAAUGGAAACAAUGGUUAUAUGUAAAUUUUUGGGUAGCCUACGUUUCCAAAUUUUGGGUGGUAAGAAAGUUGCAUUAUGAUCUCGGUGAUAAUGUGAAUAAAAAACAUUUUCUCGAAGACUAUUGUUUACAUAAACCAAUCCCAAAAGCAAACUCCUCUAUACCGUGUGUGCAGCAAAAGAUAUAGGAGAAGUCUGCACGCAGGCAACUAUUCAGUAUGUGAGCUUAUGUGAGUGAAUGUGGAAUUAUUUGCCUUUGUUACUGAACAGACAGAACAGUUUCAGAAGUGACAAGUAACAGAGAUGAAGUCGAGGAAGCAAAUCAGAAACUUCAUGGUAAACAUGAUCUUAGUUCGGGGAAUAGACCUUUUCCGGUUUUUUUUUUUUUUCAACUUUUGACAUGGACAAGUUGGGGAAAAUCCAUCGACACCAAAGAGCGCCUUUAAGUGCAGAUAAGUAAAACUGCCUAGUUUGAGAAUGAUUUUUUGAAAACUAACGAACAUGUAGCUCCUCAAAGUCGCGAAAUGUUACAGACGUUUGUAUAAUAAUAAUAAUAACCUUUAUUUAUUACCUUUGGCGAUAAGAAUUAAGGUAAUAUAACAAUAAAAAUUCAAAACGCUACAUAUUAUAUGGAAUAAAUGAUUGUUUGUGCCUAACAGUGCGUGAUACAGGUAUUCUGAGGUGCGCUGGGUUAGUCUUACAAGAUCUUAGAUUAUGGCCAUGAUCCACUGGCUUGUCUAAAAAACGGUUGCAAGGAUGUGCUUCAGAUUCUAGGAUACGUUUAAAUUCUUUCCUCGUCAAAUUCUGAUGCCUAGUUACAAGUGACUGAACAGUAUCCCUAGGGAGACCAAUGACAUUUAGACAUCUAUUCUGCACUCUCUGUAAACCUUCUUCGAGGUAAAUGGGCAGCCCUCCCCAGACAGGCGAGGUAUAUUUUAAACAGGUCUAAUCUUAGUGAUGUAAGUUGUAAGGCCAAUGUCCCUGUGGAGAUAGGCUGUUCUACAGACCCUAAGAUAGUGGAUCCGUUUACACGCUUUGCUGACAAUACUUGAGACAUGUGUAUUCCACUUGAGAUCGUUCUGUACAUAUACACCCAGUAGUUUAAACUCUGAAACCCUCUCCAGUUCAGUAGGCCCGAUAUAAAUAGGAGCAGGAAUUGGACAGGACUUCUUGAAGGUGAUCCACAUAUCUUUGGUAAUGUGGUGGGGGCACAAACUUGUCCCCCACCAUACAAACGUCUGUAAAUUUUCGCAAAUUCGCGGAGCUAUAUCUUCACUCGCUUAAGACGAAUCACUUUAAAACUUGGCAGUUGUACUACAUGUAAUUUACAGGCGCUCUUUCCAGUGCUGUCGACCUAUUUUCCUCAGCUUGUCCAUGUCAAAAGUUGAAAAAAAACUGUGAAGGGGUCUAUUCAGUAUUAAAUAAUCUGAUUUUUUCCACCUGUUGUUACUAACCGUGCUGAGGCUUUUUACUAUUUUAUUUCGUUCUUCAGAGUUGAUUGCGCAGUUAAGAAGUGAGAACAUUAAGUUGAGAGAGAAACUUGAAGAAACGGAGGAUAAAUUAGAGGUGAUUUGAAAAACGGUGUACUAAUUAAAACUUAUUGGAUUCAUUACAACGUAUAUGUUUCUAGUGUUUUUGUAUAUUUUCUUGUUACAUGUAACGUUUGUCAUGAGCAAAUUGGCAAAGCAAGUCUUUUAACUAUUAAACAAACGUACAAGUUGAGAAAACUUUAAAAAGUGGGCCACUAUUUUUCUGGUUCACCCAACUGAACGAAAUCUGUUUUAAUCUUUCCCAUCUCCUUUCAGGUAGUUUUGAUUAUUAUUCUUUUUUCCCUCUUUGUGUUCUUCUAAAGUUUCAAGCGGUUUUGCAAUAAUGCAUUGGACUGCAAUUAAGUCCUUCGCUCCUUCCCUACGAACGACUUUCUUGGGAAAGGAACGCGUAACAAAACCUUAAGAACGUCCGCGUGGGAGGCCUCUUGUCUCGGAAAGCACUCAUAUAUCCCAAAGGACAGUUUAACACAUGCGUAGUACCAUAAGAAUUUAGGGAAAAGAGGGGUGUUAGUCUAUAAGGAAAUAAAGUUUUUUUGGUUUAUAUGUAAUAUCAGAUUAUAAUUUAUUUGUUAUAUUGUGUUGUUAUUAAUAGGAAAUCCGUACCAAGAUGGAAAACACUCUUAAUGAAAGUCAAAACAAGAUUCAUGCUCUUGAAGAAAUGCUGGGCAAAGAAAUGAUGGUAAAAUUGUUGAUGUUCAGUACUGUUUACUUCAGUUAGUACCAACGAUUUUCUGUUCUGCUAGGCGAUUUCAUUUCUUCUUUUAUUGUUUUUCAUGUCCACCGCUUGUCACCUCUCACAAGUAAAAGGUUUCGUCUUCUUACUCAUCAUGACAAGCAAAGAUCAUUACGAAACGUCUACAAAAAAGCAAUUUUCUUCGAUUUAGAUCACUCAAGAGUCAACGCCGUACCAUUUUUUUAAAACAAAUAAGUAAAGAAAAGCUUUAAAUAGGCCAUUUCCUAGUUCUAGAAACUCACUUUCAAAUCGAGGCUAAGAGCAAAACCUUUCUUGUGAAAAUGAGUUUUAUAGUCUGAGUUUUAUCUGAAUAAGAAUAAAAAAACAUUUUUGCACUAAGCCUCGCCUUGAAACAGAGGCUUGGGGAAACGCAAAAUGGCCUAGUAAUCGGCAUCUCACUAAAUUAUUUUGCGCGUACAUGUCACUCCCUCUAAGGACAAACAACGGUGGUUUCCAAUAAUCUUCUAGAUUUAAAAAACAGCAAUUUCAAAACAGCAAUUUGACCUCAUGUUUUUCUUUUCUUUUCCUAGAGAAGUAAAGAGUUUGGUUACAAGCUCGAGUGUUCGUUGAAGCAGAGUGAAGAGAACUUUAGUGAGGCUCAGUCCAGAAUUAUCCAGCUUCAAGAGGCUUGUAACAGCUUUGAAAGCAAAAAUCAGGAUUUAGAGAAUAAACUUUUGGAGAUGAUUGAGAAAGAACAGUCUGCAGAAGAAAGAGCGAGGUGCUGGCAAAUAUAGCAUUAUGUAGUUAGCGCUGUUGGUCUGAUAGGUUACAAGCCUUCUUUAACGUUCCGUAUAGGUACAUAGACAAAAUAGAAAAGAAUGAUGGUAAAUUUUAAACUCAGUGAAGAAAUGAGAAAAGAUGUGAUCAUCACGUCACGAGCGCGGGACAAAUAAAUCUGAGUCCCGACAGGAAUUCGGAACCUGUGACAUUCCACAACACCGCUCGGAUGCUCUACCCACUGAGCUACGAAGUACUCGCGGUAUGCUAGGCCAUAUACAAGGUUGAUAUAUGCAUGCGUACUGCGAGGACCAACAAUGUCGAAAGCGUUGUGUGUGUGUUAAAUAAAGAGUGAUGGCCGUAAGGUCGGUGAAGAAACGAAAAAAGAUGUGAUAAUCAUGUCACGAACACGGGACAGAGAAAAAUCUGACAGGAAUUGAACCUAUGACGUUCUGCACAACGGUGAAUACUUUAAUUGUUUCUCAGGUCGAGGUAGACUUUUUCUCAGAGAGGCGGUCGAGUCGAGGAUGGGGAGAAAUGCCGCAGGAGCAGAAAUAUUAUAUUGAACCCAUGAUUAAUCACUUUGCAUUGCUGAAGUCGAGAGUUGGACAAGGGUUAUUUAAAAAUGCUGAGCCAAUUUCCAUGUCUUCUGUUCUUUAAUUUCAGAUGUUUAUCCGUAGAAAAAUUAUCCCUUGAAAGCAGACUUGAAGAAUGCGAGACUGAUUAUGAACAGCGCCUUUCUAUCGCCAACGACCAGGUCGAGUCACUUCAAGAAGAGCUUAAAAGGUAUACUCCUAAACAUUUACAUGCUUUUCAAGACUUUCCAAAAGCCUUUAUUUUGGUAGAUGAAUGUUAAUACUUAGCCUGGCAAACCCUUAAGUGUAAAUGAAAUAGUUUGUUCGGCGCAUGGCUCUUUCCACCGAGAAAGGAUUUGCAGACAGCUAGCGCCGUAAGGGCAGAAUCUCAGCGGAAUUGGAGUGGCAAGAAUCAGAACGUUUCCGUUCCGUCGCUUGUGAUCUAGUGAAAAUCAGACUGUCGAAGUCGGAGCAGAAGUAGAAGGAUAAACAAAUCGCAAUGCUCGUAUCCUUGCGUCGUGAUUGGUCUAGUUUGACGGAGUCGUAAGCAGGAUCUGCGGAACCCGUUUUUACUAAAUCAUAACGUAUAUUUAUAUUGGAUGAGAUGGGCUCUCUUCUUUUCGCUUAUCUCCUGAAACAGGCUUAACUAACAAGUAACUGCAACGGUAGAAAAAAAACAACAUUGUGGAAAAAAAGGAUAUGCUGCUAUUGCACGAUAAAAAUGAAUGCACUUAAGAUUUGGCUUGGUAGAGCUCCCACAACCUCGUUCCGGGAAAACGCCGUGGGAACGAAGUUGGCUCUUUUCUACAUUCCUUGCAUGUUUGUGGAAAUAUCUUUUUUUUUAGGUGCGAAGAGACAUUGACGCAAAAUUUAAGAUCGUUGACAGGGAAAUAUCAAGAUCUGGAGGAUUCCUACUGUGAGUAAAAACAACUGCAAUGCGAUGCAGUAGGCUUCCUGCAAGCGGGCUUUUCGUUUGGAAUCACUUUUAUAGGUUACUCCCACCAAUCUCGCGUGGAACAAGCGUGAUGAUCCAUCACGAUUCCCAGUGGAUGCUUGCAGGCUGUACAGUGGGAAUCGAUAGUCUACACUCCAUUUCUACUUUUUCGACUUCUUGUCCUGGUGUUGUUACACCGGUUUUUUUUUUCUAUGCUCCAGAAGUGUAGCAUCUUGUAGCGUCUGUUCAUGCGAAGUACAAUCAAACUAGAUUCAACCUGCCAUACAAAUACAUGUAGUACGUAUACGGAGAUCUUGGCUUUUUGUGGAAUUCAAGCAAGUUAGUAAUGAACGCCAGAAAAUCGGUUUAUGAGGGCCGAAGGGAAACUGGAGAGAAGGUAUACCCCUAUUCAGUUUCCACUGACUGCAACCUCCCUCUGAAUUUUCUCAAGCGUGAUUGUUAUUCAUUCAAAAUAUUUCGCUGUUACUGAUCGACUUCAAUCCCCGGCUAAUUCUGUAUUAUCAACUACCGCUUACUAUAUUUGGAAGAUCGAGCAGUAUAAGAGUGUACUACACAUUUUUUUUCUAAAUUCUAGCAUUCUUUCAGUCGGAAGCAGAGAAGGAGAAGCAGCUGAUCUUAGCAGAGUUGGAAGUUACAAAAGAUUGUCUACAGAAAAGGUCAGCCUAGUAUUCUGUAACAUUUUUAGAAUUAUUUCCACAAGGGAGAUUGUCAGCCUGCCAAAAAUGUGUCGUAAAACCCAAGUAUACUUAAGCUGAGUUGCUGAAAAAAACAAAGGGGUCGCCCCAUGGAAGAGUAUCUGGAAUCCUGGUUUUUGGAAUCGGGAAUUCAGCUCAAGGAAACGAUUGGAAUCCGAAAUCCAGAACUCAAGACUUUCUUGCAUUCCCUUGAAGCCUGGUUCUUAUAUGCCACCGAUGUAUCUGUGACGUAGACGCCGGUACCGCCUGGGCUACUUUUCGGACGAAAGAGAACAUGCGCCGCCUGCAACUGGGGCCAUCGCAGAGCUUUACCGCCGAAUUUGGCCAGUUUCCAAUAUUUGCGAAUUUAAUACUAACGACGAAAAUCCAUUGCGUUGCAUGUGUGAAGUUCGACGUUUAAAAUGGGCCUUACCCUUUUACCAUAAAACGGCCAAACAUUUUAGAUGCAUAAAAUAUAAAAAUAUCAACCGCUAGCCGUAUAAUUGUAAGAUUGUAAGAAACACAUUUUUACUGAUUUAUUUUUAUUUUUCUCGCCUGAAAGACGCGUAAAGGUAAUGUUACACGGGACGAUUCGCAGCGACGAUUUUGAGCGCAACACAGCGUAGCAAUGUUGGAACAAUGUUGCAACCAUUCAAAACAAUGUCGCACCAGUGUUGCAACGCUGUGUUGCGCCAAAUAUCGUCGUUGCGAAUCGUCCCGUGUAACAUCGCCUUUAGGAUCCUUGUCUGCUUUCUUUAAUUAACAUGUUUUAUAUCUCAAUUGUAAAGCCGGCAGGAAAGUGACCAGCAACAAAACACUUGCAUGUUGCUUAAACAACAAAGCGAAAAACUUGAAGAAGAAUGUGACCAACUCAAUCAACAACUAGGGAGCUCUAAGGUAACAAAAAUGAACUUUCCUGGCCCCAAAUGCGCAAACUUUGGAUAACGCUAUCCAAUGAAUAUAUCACCAUCCAUAGGUAUUAGUAUAAGUAUUAGACUAGGGGAAAAAAUAGCGUUAUCCCGGCACUGGAUAAAGAUUUAUCCACCUUUCAUGCACCUGGGUCCAGGACCCGCCUUACAGUCCUCCCAAUUUAAUGUAAAAACAGGCGAAAUAUUUUGCUGUCUUCAAGAAGAUUCGGGGGUACUUUUUACAGCCGUCUGGCGUAAACUACGUAGCGUGACGUACCACCAUUACUUUUUUUGACCACGAAUCCUUCGAAUCUUGUUUAGCCUGUGAUGUAGAUGUAAUCUUACCCCGAACAGAGGUUUAGUUUCGCCUGUGACGUAAGCCAUCUAAUUUUUUGAAUACCAAAACGUGUCCCUAGAAAAGUCAACCUACCCUAAAAGACCGCCAAAAUUCUUUCAUAAAAGAAACUCGAAUUCAAAACCCGAUAAAAAAAAAUCCUUUGCACCUCCCUGUCACCAUAAAUCCCGAACACCUCGCUCAAGACUCUUUCCCAUCUUGUGAGAUGAUUUUUUUUGUCUUCUUUUUUAGGCUGAAAAAGACUUCAUGAAAGAUCAACUAUCGCAGUGUCAACAAGAACUUGCAACAGCUCAGGUCAAACUUAGAAAAGUGUCCUUCAUUUGUUAGCCUCAGAAUUUACAUCUUACAUCCCUUUCACACGGGUCCGGACAUUUCGAACGGAUGUAUUUUUUGCCUGUUCAACCCGUUUACACGGGACAGUGCAAAUUCUGUUACAGCUUGCAGUACUGUUUGCCGUUCAUAAACUUUCACGGUUCCACGGGUCCCGUGUAAACAACAGGCGGAACCUCACAAGUUUUUGCCCCUUCAAAAAUUGUCCUGGCCGUGUACACGGGGUGUUAAUCUAUAAUUUACUUGGCAUGAGUAUUUUGAUACUCCGUUUCAAGUGUCUGAAUGUUUGUGUUUGAUGUUGUCGUUUGCUUGUUUGUUUUAGGCUGAAGUUAAAGCCAUUAGAGAGAAAAUGGCAAAACAGUUAGAGGAAACGGAAUUUACCAAAGAUUCUCUCAGGAGUUCACUCGAAGAGGUAAGUUCCAAAUAUACCUCUACGAUCCCAUUCUUUUAUUUGUUUUUAUAAUUUGCCGCCAGUUUUUGGUCUUCGAAACUGAAACUGAAAGACUGUUUUAAAAUGUAUGCAACAAGCGAUCGACUACGUUGCCCAUGUGAAACAGCUGGUAGCUUUUAACUUCCUUUAACUUGAUUACUUUAUGUUGUGCAUUCUCCACCAGGCUCACAAGACAAUUAAUGAACUUCAUCAGAAAGAAGAGGACAUAACUAAAGAGUUACAACACACACUAAGGUUUGUUCAAGACAAAUUCAAAACUGAGGUGUGUUUUUUUUAGUUGUUAGUAGUAGUUGAAGUUCUUAACAUUUAGAAAUUGGUCCACUUUGAACUUUUCAAAAGUCAGAUUCAUGCGAAAUGUACUCAGUUUAGUGGUAGUUCGUUCUUUUUAUUCGCCCCUUUAAUUUGUUUUUGUCAUAAAUAGCGUUCGAGAACAACGAAAUGAGGAAUUGGAAGAACUUAAAGAGCAACUGGACAGGUAAGAUACGAUAACUUACCACAGGUAUAUCUGCAGUAAACUGGCUGCAAUAUUUGCUUUCAUAUCGGCUGUUUUGUGGGCGCGUGUGACUGAUUUCUAACGAAUUUCCUUUAGGGUAAUAAGCCAAACCAAAGAAAAUGAAAGGAAAUUAAAGGAAGAAGUAGGCAGGUGUGUGUCGUUUUUUUUUUGUGUGUAGCCUGUUCCAGGCGUUCAGACAGGAGAGCACGCGCAAACAAUUAACGACGAAAGAAAAAAACCAGGCGCCCCAGUCGACCCUCGUUUUUUUUUCGACCCGCGUAGGCCGCGCUCCGUCCCUAGAGAGGUUGCUCGAAGGCAGGAUAAUUUCGAUGCAAAUUACUCACAAAAUAGCUUGUUACAGGCGCUCAGAUAGUAGAGCGGUAGAAAACUGAAAUUUUGGGGUAUUCUGUAUAAUUUUCUCAGCGUGUGUCUUCCGGGGCCUUGCAUUCUGUGCAUAGGUUAAUUCUCUUAGAGAUUUGUUUUAAAUAAAUAAAUAGUAUCUAUUUGGUUUUGGGGCACAGUAAUCCUUGGCCCCCUCUUUCUGAAUUUUCUUGAUCUGCCCCUCCCAACACAGCUAGAGCUCUUCAGAAGAGAUUUGCUUAUUAAUGCACAUUUUUAUGUUAGAUAUCAUUCGGAAGCCACUGCAUUAGAAGAAAAAUUAAAGGAAACCGAAGAGAACUUUACAAGGUAAGAUGCCGUGAAAGGUACAUUGUAGAGAAACGCCCACGACGGAUUCGAGAGCACAUCUCUAAGCGUAUACUACUCUUUCGUGCUUAUUAGAACGCCUAUUUUCGAGUUGAGCCUGGACCAUUCUUGUUUUCCGGGGAGUAUGAAGGAAAUCUGAUAACUUUUAAGCUACAUAUUGAUAUAGACAAGAUAACACAAUGAUUGUAGUUUUCACGUUAGUGAAUUGUACAAGUACAAUGUAAAUGUAAAUAUUGACCAUACCCAUUAGGAAUGUGUUGACAGAACGAAAUUUUAGUGCGCUCUGAUUCCAUGUAGGACAUUAUAUAAUUUAAAUUUUCUGGAUUUUGGAAAGUAAAAGCAGUGAGAAAAAAAGUUCCUCCGGUAUGUUCUUAGCAUGUUCUUUUUUUCUGUCUUUAUGAUUUUUUUUUUGGCCUGGUUGGACGUUCUUUUAAAAAUUGUUCUUAUAAAAAAGAGUGCGUAAGCCGCGUAGAAGAAAAAGUAAGAAUGCGUAGAAGGUAGACAUUGACAUAGGUAUGAAUUAAAUAUCAUGUGGUAAUUCUGUUUUAGGCAAAUAAAAUUAUAUGAAGAUAAAGCUACCAAAUCUAAAGAAGAGUUUGGAAGGUUAGUUGGACGUCUGUUAAUAAUAAAACGUAGAGUUGAGGAGAAGUUUCCUACUGACAGGGAUCCGUCGUUGCGUCGGUAGUCGUAGCCUACGAGCAAGCUCACCAUUUGAGGGAGUCGCGAGAAGUCACGCAAGAGCCGCACGCGAAAGGAGCCGCGUGUACUAGGGGUGGGGAAAGACAGGAGAGCUUUCAACGCUCGCGCGUGCGUUCUCUCGCGGUUUGCUUCGCUCGCCAUAAUUAGAACGUUUGGUCGCAGGUUACGGUAGUCGUGACUUUUUUUUCUCGUAAAUAGGGCACUUUUUCUUAUGGACCCUACGGGGAUCCCCCGACCAAAAGGGGUACAGUCGAAGUUCUCCUUGCGACCACUCUGGUUACGAUCACUUUUGUAGAACCUCGUUUGAACUGUGACUCCCCGGGGGGGGGGUACUUUGGGAAUUUCUGGGUGGGGAUGUGCCGCUGGGACCCUAGAACCCUUAACCUAUACCAGAGCUAGUUCAGCUGAAUUUUGCUACCCUAUACUAGAGUAAACUCCCCAAAUCCCCCCUAUCCUAGAGUAGCUGUUUCCCUAGUCUAGAUAAAAUCUUCAACCAACUGAUCAGUUUCCUGAAAAAAUGAUACCCUAUUCUAGACCCAAACUCUGUGAUUUAUAUACCCUAUCCUAGAGUAAAGUGCUUGAAAACCAUACCCUUCAAAGCGGCACAUACCUAUAUAGCCCAUAUAUGGCAGUACCCCCCGGGUGUGACUCAUACUUUGUAAUGAAAAGCUCUCUCAACUGGACUUUUCCUUUGUUUUUAAGCUCUCGUAAGUAACCACUCAGGGUGUUAUUCAUAAUAAUCAACACUUUCAUGAAACUGCACACUGCGCUAAUGGUUCGUUGAUAAAGAUCUUGUACAGUGCAGUAUUUAUAUUUGCGAAAGUUCAAUUAAGUUGAGAUAUAAAGACGCUCAUUAAAAAUAAAUUUCAUCUGUUUUUCUUUAUGAAUUAUUAAUGAGUUUCUGAAGCUCUGGUAAGCGACCACCCUCUAUUGUUUUACCAUACGGUCACUUACGAGAGCUCAUUGUAGUAAGCGACCAGCUCUAGUUAUGACCACUUUUUCGAAUUUCCGAGGUGGUCGCUUACGAACGCUUCGACUGUACCACCGUAAAGUUCCCAAAGUCACAAUUGUGGUGAUAUAAUCGUAACUUCGUACGGCCCACGUACGAUACACGUUUUAGCGAUAGGAAAAGGCUGCUAAAUCCGAAAGUAACGAGGGUCUUUACUUUCGGAACUUUAUGGUAGGUUUGGAGGUACAUAAAAUUGUAGCCUAAGGAUUUCACGGGUUGGGUUAUAGAAAGGAAAAUGAGGGAUUUUUCAAACGGGUAUCUUAGUAUCUCGAACGUGACACACCUAACGGUUGACAGCUAAAACAUUUCUGUAGUUAGAUCAUGAGGGGUGCCAUUCCCAUUGAAAGUAUUUCUGGACCAAGGGGUAUGUUAAGUGCAAGCAUGGUGUAAGGGUUUGGACCUUAGUCGGGGCGAAUCUCAGUUCCCUGUACAAAAGUCUUUUGAUUUAGUACCCUACUCAUAGGGGAUAGAAAAAGGCCUAUUCCGUUAAUAUGCCAUCUUAUUUCUCCCAUGAAGGCGCCUGGUGGAGACUCAAAAGAAGCUAUCGCAAACAGAAAUAAAUUUCGACAAGUAAGUAGAAUGCAGGUCCGUACAGAUAUUGUCGAUUUUUCUUGCAUAACAUGACGACUUUCUUUCCUUUUGAAACUAGAUUCAGGAGCGAACAAGAAAUGUUAAUGAAUGAGAAGAACAAGGAAAUGGAAAGGUGGGCAUCAGUAGUAACGUUGUUGUCUUCUAUUCUCUUCUUUGUUUGUUUGUUUGUUUGUUUGUUUGUUUUGUGACGCGUCAUCAGUAUGAAAUUUCUGCGCUCGUUUCUCGGACGUCAUUUCGAGGGAAACCUGUGGUGGCCUCGCCGCGCCAAAUGUCGUCUGUUUUCUCAGGCUAAUUUGGAAUCAAGAAAUCCAAAGUUGAUGGUUUUGUUUGUUUUUUUUUAAAUAUUUCUAUACCAUUGUAAAUAAAUUAUGAAUUCUUCGAAUAAUUUCAGCUCAGGUUUGAUAGACUAUGACUCAAAAUGUGAAAAUAAUCUUGACAUAUCCCCUUUACACCCAUUUAUUUACCAUUUUCACAUAGACUUCACUAUACUGUGCCCAACCCCUCCCUCCCUCCCCAAAAAAAAAAGGAAAAAACAAGACAAGAAAUUUGCAUAACCAUUGUCUUCCAUUUCUCUUGGACGACUACCCGGGAGAAAUUGAAAACAAUGGUUAUGUUUUUUUUGGGGGGGGGGAGAUAAACAAGGUACAUUUUGGUCUGUGUGAAAAUGGUGAACAGACAUUUUUACCCAGUCUCACUUUUGUUCUCACGGUUGCCUUUUAAGGAAGUGCAACUGGCUACGGCUGUGUGAUUGGCGAACACAACUACUUUGGUUUGCUAUUCGACAUUUGCACAUCUGCCAUAAUACACUUUGAUUGCCCUCCUAAAUUUUGCAUAACCUUUGCUUUAUAUAACAGUCGUCCCGAGAGAAACCGAAGACAAUAUAUAUUAUGCAAACUUUUGGGAGCAAGCAAGGUGUAUUAUGGGAGAUGUGCAAACGGCGAAUUAUGACAUUCACUGAAAAUCCUCUCUGUUAUAAUUGUAUUGCUAUUGUUUUCAGGACUAUAUACCGGCACUUGGUAUCGCGCCUAACGUCUAUAAUUGAACGUUUUCCUUGCGUGUACAAUGUCGUCCAGUAGAACAUUUGUACGCAUUUCUCCAUAUCAUUGGUCACUUGCAAUUUUUGUUGCAAGGCGUUAGAAAAAACAUUGUAAUUACAACAUUUUCGUAAUCAUUGCAAAAUUAAAAUAGAACUUGACUUUAUUCGUGCAACUUGUCACAGUGUCGCAGCAAAAUCGUGUGUAACUUCUGUUUCACUUUAGGAAGAUAUUUGCUGCAGAAGAGGAAUUCAAUAGACUGAAGGCGGAAUUAUCCAGGUAAGGCUGACAAGGGCGGCUGGUUUCCAAUUCUUAGCAGUGUAAGCAAUUUGAGAUUACGACAUUAGGACACCAAAUUGUUUCAUACCUUGGCUACCAUUUUCACAAGCACUUCCGACUUAUGUCGAAAGCCCCCUUGGAAAUUUACGAAGGAAAGACAAAAUUAACAAACGCAGAAGAAGUACCAGCCAAUAUUAUGCGUUUUUUUUGUUUUUCAUUCAAUAUUGGGGGUAAGGUUAUAAGAGCUAUUGCCUAAAUAACUUUAUUGCCAGCCCUUGGUUACCAAGAGUAAUUGCAAUGCCCUUGUAAGGGAACGUGUUAACAAAUUAAGGACUUAGGAGGCUAUAUUUUAUAUUUGCUUAGGUUUUUCGUCUGCCUUCGUCCACCGACCCAUUUUUUUAAAAAAUAACAGAAAAAAGAAUUUCCUUUGAUUAAAAGUCCACAACAUCCUUUCUUCUGUGAAAACAAAUUCAGUUUCCUUGGAAUACUCUUUUACUUCCAAUAAUCAUGACUACCUUUUAUAUUUACCUUUAGUUAAAAGUGGUUUAAACAUCCAAAGAAGUUUCGUAGUUUUUUUUAAUUGCAUGCAUGAUCUCGCGCUAAGCUAUAACCUACACUUUUCUUUUUUGCCCCAUCAACUGACACACUUACUUUAUUAAGGGCGUGGCCAUAGUAAUUCUCGCCGAAGAUAAGAUUCACCGUAGUGACAGAGUCUCUUAAAGGCGCUUCAUGGUGUAGGGUGCUAAACGAACAUGUCCUAGCGGAAAAAAUGUCCAAGCGCUUGCCUCUGUUAUUGCCAACGAUCAGUGGCUCACAUUUCCAAGAAAAUAAGUCUUCCCGUCAAUCAGAUUGUCAGGAGAUAUUUUGGAAUAAGAACCAGAGAGAUUAUUGAUAAAAGUACCUUUUUACUUGGAAAAAUAAAACACCACCUCUGAAUAUAAGCACAAGUAAGAAAGACUUGUUACUUGUAAGGGGGCACUUUUUCUGGUUAGCAGAAACAGAGCAAAUGUUGAGGCAAAAGCCUCCUUUUAAAGAACUACGAAAACUGUUCCUUAUGCACGUUUGAUGUUUUUUUUUCUUUUUCAGCCAAGCCAGCAAUGACGACCAGUUAAAUGAAUACAAAGCGCAGAUUAAAAUGUGAGUGAUGUCUGCAGUGUAUUCAUUUGUUGUGAAAACUAUGUACGACGAAAAAAUGGGAACAUCGUUCGCCUUUUCUUUCUUCAUGGGGGAAAAGUCUUAAAGAGAGGAUUUACAUAUUUGUUUUAAUUUUUCAGGUGGCAGACUAAGUACGAAGAGCUUUGGAAAAAGAUUGAGCCCUUUAAGGUCCGUUUAAAAAUCUCUUAUGUCAUGCAGUUAGUUAUCUUUUAUUCCCGUAAAAAAAUACUGUCGAAUGCCCCGUAAGCGACCUCCUAAGGUGCGAAGAUUUAGUGGUCGUUUACAAGAGGUCUUACUCCUGGCAACGUGCUCACAGGUACCACGCGUUGUCCAUUAUAACGAGAGUUCGAACAAUAAAAUUGGGAUGUCGUGAUCGAAAAGGGAGUCCCGGUUUAUGUCCGUGGCAUCUAGAGUCCAUAAUAGCGUGAGAUUAUCUCUAAUGUCUUUUAUCUAUUUUUGCUUGGGAUUUGCCUAAUGGCCGUAUUAUCGGGAUGUCCAUUAUUUUUAGCUAGGUGAACGUAAGGCGAAAGUUGGCUGUACUCAAGCGAAACGAGACAUGGAACGUUGUUUGUAGGCAGUCAGUUUGUGCGUGCAAUUCCCGAUUUCAAGAGGCCGCCGUGGUGAGCAAACUUUGGAGAUCUCGAGCUCAAGAGGAUAGAAAAUUCCGUGUCUCGCGUUGCGCCCCAAGCAUUAAACGGCUCUGUAACUAAUGAUUUCUUAGCGACAACGCUUAAAAAGCCAACACUCAGCAAAGUUCAAUAUUUACUUUCCCAAAAUUGAUACUUGUAUAUCACGGUUUCAGGAUCAACUGGAUGAAUACGAAGCUGAAAGGAACGCACUUCUUUCUCAAAAUAGCCAAGCUAAGGAUGAGGUAAAGCUUUGAAGCUGCACUCUAUUGAAAGAGAACAUACAUAUCUUCAUGCGAUUACUUUUGUACAGAGCAAGAAAAUGACAAAGGCGACACACAAUGAUUGUGGAUCUUUUCGGCCCCUUGGCAUUGGAUGCCCUAUUUUUUUUUUUCAACGAAAGCAGAGAGGUGCAUUGAUCGCGGCUGCCAUCAUUAUUGUUUUGACUCGCCCUAACUCUCUGUCAGUUUCAACCCCGAGGGAGACUCCCAUAUGAAAGAGGCGGGGAUGCUUGUCAUCUCGUUUAGGGGUGUAAUUUUCGGAUUUUGGUCACACUUAGGGUGUUCUGGGCAAAACGCCAUUAUAUUUAGCCGGAAAGGUCUCUUUUAGGGUUAAAAUAAUGUAUGGGUAAAAGUAUUCGAUGGUUAUGUCUUAGCCAUCAUUGAAAGUCGCUGUAUUUGUUAUUUGUCUGUGUUUUUUAAAAAAUGGUCUCUUUUAGGGGUCAAAAAAAGGUUGAGCCACGCCCAGAUUGGUCUCCUUUAGGGGUUUAAUUCAAAAUUUCCCACGAGCAUCCCCGCCCCUUUCAUACGGGAGUCCCCCCUCUCCGUGGGUUUCAACCUUCCAGAUGGUUGGAGAACAUUUAUCGUAUCAUCGUUCGUAUUGCAAAAUACGCCUGCUUUACAGUCUAAAGGAGCUCCAUCUUCUAUCCUACCUAGUAGGGGUUCAAAUGGUAGUAGACUGCGAGCAGUCUCCGCUCUUUUUGUUCAAAUGUAGUGAGGAGAGAGUCUCGCGCUUUUCACUCGACGGACUAAGAACAAAGAGGGACUGCUCGUAAUCUAAAAUGGGAGAGGAUCAGGUCAUUAGCCUUCAUCAUCUGUUGUGCUUUUUUCCUGACCGUAGGUUGCCAAGUUAGGACAGCAAUACGCCAAGUUAUUGGGCCAUCAGAACAAGAAACAGAAAAUUCACCAUGUUGUGAAGUUGAAGGAAGAAAACAUUUCUCUAAAAAACGUAAGUAUCCAGAUGCAAUUGUGGCGGGACAUGGAAAGAAGUGCGGAAAAGUCACUCAGUGGCUAUUGUAAUUAUGUUCGAGGCCGAAAGUGUUGGCAUUCGACAGAUUCGUAUCCAGUAGCUAACCACGAAUUUUAGUUGACUUAGGAAGACGUGAAAACAAUUUUUUAACCGAAUAGUAGCCUGCAAACCGAGAGUAAGCUUCUUAUCUGGGGAUACCACCAGAAGUCACUCGCGACUGGGACGCAUCGCCACUCGCUCUCGUUUGCUUGAGAUAAAGAGACGUCAAACUCUGAGAAAAUGACUUUUUUUUUUUUCGAGAAAAGCGGAAGAAAGUUACUUUAAAAAGGGGACAUGUUCCCAGAUUGAACAUGGUGGUACUCAGCAAGAGCCAAUAACCAAACGUCUGCCUUGUUCCCAGGGUCCUACCUCUCCCUCCGGAAAACGAGUAGGAGAGGAGCCUGACUAGUGACCUUCAAACCGAAACAUAACAUCCUAACGAUAUAAAUAAGGCUUAUUAGUUUCAAGCAUUUUGUUGGUUGUAAGAACAUAGACAAAAUUGGUAUUUAGCCAAGCAAUCGUGAUGACGAAAACCAUUUCGCGGUCAUGUUCGACCGUACAGCCGCCAUCUUGGUUUGUGCAUGUGACGAGUUAAAUCAGGGGAGUGGAGCGAGGAAGGAGGGAAAGGCUCCUGUUCCAGAGUACAUUUGAUUGCUAUAUAUGUAUAAGAAUAAUAAGGAAUGAGAUAGAGAGAAAUAAUAGGAUCGACGAAAUGUAGACCAAGUGGCAAAGCAUGGGGUAAAAGCUAUAUUGCCAGAAGGAGAAAAUAAGCCGAGUAUCUCCGAACUGUCUCAACUUUAAAGUUGUUUUAUCCUCACAGGAGCUCGCGAAACUCCGAGACCAAUGUGAGAAACAGAAGAGAACUAUCAAAAAACUGGAGGAAAGGGUCGAUCAGAUGUCUGGAAAGAAGAGAUUUAAUCCUGAAGAGGCUUUCUCGUACGCCAAGAAAGAAAAUUUGCCCCUGUCAGUAAUUUCAAAUGGUACGUACACUACCAUCAAAUAAGCACUGUUUUAACCCUUUAAAAUUAAACCCAAGAGUGACCAACAUCAAUUUUCUCCUAACGAUAUCUAUACAUGAUCAAGAGACUGGGUUAUGAGAAUUAAUAAAAUCACUUCAGUGAAAAUGCUUUGAUCUUAACACAAAUUCUCUCAACUGGUUUUUCAAGGAGAUGUGUAGAGAUCGGUGUGGAGAAUUUUUAUGUUGAUAUUGGGGCUUAAAGGGUUAAUAAAUGAACACAAACAGGAGAAUACGACUGUUCUUUUUAUUUUUUGUACAGGAAAUGGAGUGGUCAUGUCGUAAUCUUUCAGAAGAACGUUCCUGUCAAGUAUCUCAAAACAAGUCUGAGUAACACCGUGAUAUCGUUUCUUUGGAUUUUCAAAACGCGUAAUACGUGAGGUUCCUUGAAGGUGUUGCAAUAUGAAAAAGUAUGCGGUAAAGAGGCUACAAACUGCUUGCAUCUUCUAGAACGGACCGUCUUACUUUUGAGAAGCUGGUACAGCAGCAAUAAACCAAAGAGGGUGUUGCCAGUCAUUGACAUAAAAAUAUCAAUAUGGGAUCUUUUUGGAUCAAUUUAGGAUUCUAACGGUUAGCUUAGGGGAGGGGUAGGUGGGCAGUUUCCCAGAAAACUAAUUGAAAUAUUGUGUCAAGUAAAACAGUGCAAAGACAAUUCUUGAAAAACCCUUUAAGAGCCUGAGAACACAAUGAAAAUGUAUAUUUAGCAAAAAGGCUUUUAUUAAAGGCUCUUGUCAAGUUGGUAAAGAAAAAAUAUUUCAAAUCACAGCCACAUAACGAAUGUGACACAGCCUCUUUAAAUGUAGCAAUGAUAUUUCGGACCCUACCCCUCCCCUAACCCAACAUUUUGCCCUAAGUGAGAAGUAAGUGUUAAGGUUCACUUAGGGGAGGGGUAGGUGGACAGGUUCCCAGAAAUCUAAACUGAUCCGAUAUUUCUUGACAUGUUCUAACGAGGCGUCAAGUCCCUCAUUCGACGCCAAAGAGUUGGUAGCACUUGUGGCUUCCUUUUAAUGGCCGGUGCUUUUCCUCUGCGUUUUAUCCUUAAAUGUCUAAUUUUUUAGAUGUAAUUCUCAGACAGUUCGAG
Messenger RNA from Porites lobata, 25522 nucleotides. Lineage: Eukaryota; Metazoa; Cnidaria; Anthozoa; Scleractinia; Poritidae. The record is from the annotation of a GenBank genome assembly.